GCCAGAUUCGUGUAUUACGGGCGGCAAUUGUGUUAGGUUAGGGUUGCACCCGUUUAUGCACCCGCGAAGUACUCUAGCCUAACUUAACCAGAACCAACUCCAACUCGGGAAUUGCACGUAUCGGGGUCGUUAGUGAUUUCGCAUCGCGCUUGCACCGGCGUUUCGCGCUUCUCUUCCAUUUAUAAGACUCAAUUCGACAUUCCUAAACUUUUUGCGACUCGAUUCCUUUGAAACUACGCUUCUACGCGUAAUUCGUGUCGAACGGUUUAUUUGUUGCUAAAUCUCGGCUGUUGAGUUUUCGAUACCCUCGUGGUAAUUGUUUAAAGCAAUUACAUUCUCGUUUUUAUACACGAAAGACUUAAAAAGCUGCGUCUUCUGUGUAAAUAUACCCGGUUCUUUUUUCCCAUUCGCCUAUAAGUCUAUAUCUGUUUUCAACGCUCGAAGAUGUUGGUACAAGUUACCUUCAUCCUUUCUCUUUAACCGAACCCACGAUCUUGUGUUUGGCGAAAGUUUGCACCCAGCAGUAUCACUACUCAGUUUGUGCCCUUAAACUUUCUGGUUUACAUCAAUUCUAUAUAAUCUGUCUCUGAAAAUCCAGGAGUUCGCAGCUUCCUUUCGUCGGAUAUUCUUUCAGGUGUUAUAGAAUUACACUCUUCAAUCAAACUCUUCAAUCGGAUUCUUUAUUUCACUGACGUUUUUGUCUAUUCUUACAAGUUUGCUGCUAUCUAUUAUAGACGGAAACAUUAUCUCUAGCCUUGUGUCACAGUAGUUGCUCACUUAUUUACGAAAUCUCACUUUCAACGCAUCGUGACUGCCGUGCCUUUGCUUAUUUCUGCUACAAUGACUACAGCUUUCCUAGACAAGAGCUCUUUUUCGACUGCUUUGAGUUCUGGGUGCCGUGGCACUCCAUUAUCUCUUUCUCAAUUGAACGGUGCCAAGCUGGCUACGGAAUGCCAAUCGGGUGAAUCGACAACUCAUGACCCUGCCGCUUUUAAGAAGUGUCCUUUGCGGCCUGUCCAAGUCGGGGGCUUGCUGGGAGCUUUGCUUGUCCAGCCUUCGCGGAAUGAGGUAAAUCCAGUCAAGAAGGUCGGAUUUGUGUCUACACAAAAGCCGGACUCAUCCCGAUCCUCUACUUCUACCUUUUCUGUACAUUUUGCGGAAGUAACGAAGAAGGCUGGAGCGCCCAUGGUUACAUUCGCUGGGUUUACGAAGCAUCAAGCCCCAGAGGCCCCUCGUUCGAAGACCGUGAUGUUUGCGGACAGAAUACCUCCUUCGAAGACUACUUCGUCAAGCGAUAUGUCACACAUUUUGUCACCAACUUCUAUUUACACUGCCGCAAGAAAACGUCAAAUGGUUCAUUUGCCGUCGGCCGGCAUCGUAAACGCUUCGCCUGAAUUCGCAUUCACACAUGUUCGUGCGGCCAAACCUACUGUCGACGUAGAUGUUCCUGGCCCUCAACGUGUCACCAAAGCACCCGAGCGUUCUGUAAGUUUCGCUACCACCUCUGCCAAGGAGAAAGCUCCAGAAGAUCAAGAUACCAAAGACACGCCUAGAUUGCACACUACAUGCCGCGAUGUUUUGGCUGAUGUUCUUGGCAAAGAUGAUGCUUUUCGCAUGGAUGAUUCUUGCGACGAGGAUGAGGAAGAGGAUAACAUGCGUUCUGAGGAAGAAGAGGACGAGGAUGAAGAAGACGAUGGCGACGAGGAAAAUAACGACGACGAAGAUGAUGAGGAUGACAAGAUGUUUGAGGAUCGUUUCUCAUCUUCCUACGGUCAUUCGUUCGGCAAGAACGUUGCGGAGCCCUCGUCCGUUAGUAUCCCAAAGCCCUCUUUCCACGUAAGAAGACGUCGUUCUCCGCUACCUUCCUUUUCCGAUGAUGAGAGCGUUCAUUCAAAUUCUGCAAGCGAAACAAAUGUCAAGUCUGAAGAGAAGGAACACGUGCCUGUUCAAACCGUGGCUCCACCUUCGGAGAACGAUGUUCCCGAUGAGACCGACAUUGUUCUCGGUACUCUAGACGAGGACCAGCCGGCCUGUUUGGCGUAUGCUUACGCUGUUGAUGAACGCACUUCUAAACGUUGUCAAAUGCAUCCACAGGAUAUUGACCCAACAUUUCCCGACUCAUUCUCUGACGAUGAACGGUAUAAUGAGGAGAAGAAAGCUAUUUCGUCUACUCAUGGUAAGGCAGUCUGGAACUCACGUUGUAAGAAGCACGAGCAUUCGGCAAGCAAACGUUUGAUUCGUUCACCUCCCGUGAACAUUCGACGUAAGCCACGCAACCCCAACUUGUAGUGGCAUUUGCUGUUUGUGAUUCUUACUUUUCUUUCAACGAUUCAACGACUCCUUCCGAAUUCCUUCCGUUUGCCGUUUUCUCUAUCCUUUGCUAUUUUACAUUUCAUAGACCAGCUGUGCGACGGGUCGCCAGGAGGCGACCUCGGCGGCAGCGUCUUACGCUCUUUUUUUUACAUUGCAUUCCUUCAGCAGGCUUCCACUGACUCAUUCUACAUUGCAUUUGUAGGCGUCUACUUUUUGGUUUGUUGUUUCCCAUACCUAUAAACAAGUUCUUUAAAUAUCUGU
Schizosaccharomyces japonicus yFS275 is the source of this 2574-nucleotide messenger RNA. Its product is annotated as fungal protein. The transcript has a single exon. The record is from RefSeq and is a predicted model, not a curated record. The coding region runs from base 841 to 2289 and encodes 482 amino acids. NCBI's taxonomy places the organism in Eukaryota, Fungi, Ascomycota, Schizosaccharomycetes, Schizosaccharomycetales, Schizosaccharomycetaceae.